AUGGCAACCCAUAGCAAUCAGAUUCCUAAGGAUCUUGUAUGGGAAAUUCUAGCAAAAUUAUCUGUUAAGUCUUUGAAGCGAUUUAGUUGCGUGCAUAAGUCUUGGCUAAAUUUACUUGAGAAUUCUGAUUUCAAGAGCAUAUACUAUGAGAAUUUAAAAUCUAAAACUGCUUAUUCCUCGUCUCUCCUUCUAUGGAGAUAUUUUCAUGACGAAAGAAGUGAUCGACACAUCUAUGAAAAUGAAGUGUAUUUGCUUUCUGGAGAAAGGUAUGAAAACAUGGUUACGUUAGUUUUGCCAAAUCUGUUUGAAGAAAUUGGUUUUGAUAGAAUUAUAGACUGUGUUAAUGGUAUCAUAUGCCACUAUAAAAAAGCUGGUCUUAAUGUAAAAAUAGGACUUUGGGACCCAAAAACCGACGAGCAUAAAAUUAUUCCUCCAAGUAUUAUUACUAAUGAUCCCGACUUUGAUGCAGAGGUAGAAAUUCAUGGGUUUGGUUAUGAUAAUGUGAAUGAUGACUAUAAAGUGAUUCAACAUAUAUGUUAUUGUCAUAAUGAAUUUUACCAAUAUGAGCCUGCUCUAGCAAAUUGGCAAAUUUAUAGUCUAAAAAGUAAUUGUUGGAAGAAACUUAAUCUUGAAAUGACUGAAAAAGGAGGUUUUGGUGAAGGUUAUGUAACGUACUUAAAUGGAGUAUGCCACUGGCGGGGUGGAGAUAAGAAUGGAAAAGAGGUACUUGUGUCAUUUAAUCUCAGCACUGAAACGUUUCGAACCACAUUGAUUGGUUGGCAACAAAGUGAUGAUAUUGAUUGCCUUACCAGAACUUUGGUAGUGCUCAACGACUCUGUUGCUCUGAUCUCCUCUUUUGAUGAGAAUAGUCAUAUUGAAAUAUCCAUUUUAGGUGAAGUUGGUGUAAAAGAAUCUUGGGUGAAGCUUUUCACAGUUGGACCCUUUCCAUAUAUUUGGCAUCCAAUGGUAAUGGGCAACAAAUGUGAUAUAAUAUUUUUUAUGGGAAAUGAAAACCAUGAAUUGGCUUCCUUUGAUGUUAUUAGUGGCAAAGACUUUGAAACCCCAAAACCGACCAGCGUACCUCCGGGUAUUACUGAAGAUGAGCCCGGCUUUGAUCGGCGAAAACUUGAUCUUGAAAUGACUAAGAGGGAACAUAUAGAUAAUGCUUCUAUAGCGUACUUGAAUGGAGUAUGCCACUGGUGGGGUAGCGAGUAUGCCACUAAUGGACUCGAAGAAGAACAAGUCCUUGUGUCAUUUAAUCUCAGUACUGAAACGUUUCAAACCACAUCAAUUGUUUGGCUACAAGAAAAUGAUGAUAGCCCUAUCAGAAGUUUGGUAGUGCUCAACAAGUCUGUUACUCUGAUUUUCUCUUUUACUAAGAAUAAUCGCAUUGAAAUAUCUAUUUGGGUGAAAUUGGUGUGA
This is a messenger RNA of Arachis duranensis, 1422 nucleotides long. RefSeq names its product F-box/kelch-repeat protein At3g23880-like. The record is from RefSeq and is a predicted model, not a curated record. The transcript is spliced from 3 exons. Bases 1 to 1422 code for a protein of 473 amino acids. NCBI's taxonomy places the organism in Eukaryota, Viridiplantae, Streptophyta, Magnoliopsida, Fabales, Fabaceae. Gene Ontology annotation, molecular function: protein binding.